AUGGCUGAAUACGCCUCUCCAAUUCCUGCAGCAUUUGCUUCCGGCUCCAGCAAUUCUCGUCGGCCACGUUCUCGUAUCAACACGCGACCUGCUACGAACCGUGUUCAACCAGUGUCUCAUGCGGCAUCGAUCCAGAACAUGUCACAAUCCGGUCGCAAUAUGACAGGAGACAGCUCCGACGACGAGGAUCUGGCUCCGAUCAAACUGAGUGCCGAGGCGCAAGCCAUAUUAGGGGAGGAUAAUUCGAAUUCAGGAACAGGCAAGGAGAAUUGCGAACCACAGCGGCCUGUCCGAAGCACAACUAGCUCAAAGAGAAGGAGUGGAGGCACCCCUCUUGAGAUCCUCCAUGCUUCCAACUCAUCCGGACAAGAGGAUGGCAGUCCUGCUCCGCGUGUUGUUCGAGUCACACCCGGUAGCCGUCCCGGUGGCCCACCCGCAGUCCUGGGAAGAGAUGGAUCGUUCAUGUAUAGAAUCCACGAGAAAUCAUCAAUACAGCCUCAUCAGGACCUUCACGAUUCACAAACACCAGCUCCAAGAAUAAGACGUAUCCGCAUAAGCGAUGCCCGACGUCUGUCGCGAUCCCCUCCCUCCGGUAAAGCACCUAAACCUGUCCAACGUGAGUCGGCUACGGACGCUCCUCGGUCUUCGAGUCGUUCUGUCAGCCCACAGGAUCAUGAACCACAAACCAGCCCUGAGGAGGAAGGUGCUGCGGUACCAUCAACGACCAAGCGUUCACGAGGAGCAGAGGAGAAUGCCGCUCAGAGUACCAUGCGUGUUCGACGUCUGGGGGGAGCCUUACUGAACAAACCAGUGAGAAGAGGAAUGGUACGUCGUCAUGGCGAAGAAGAUGAUGCGGAUGUCGAUGUGGAACUCCAAGAACCGGGCCAAUCGAGAACUCCAGAGAUGGAAAUCGGUCGAAGAGCAAAAGAACCGGAUCUCGAGGAUGUGCCAGAGGAUCUACUGGCUCUCCAAGAUAGCCCGACGCAGAUCAAGCCAGCACGCCCAUCUCCUAGAAAGUCAUCUCCCCAACCGAUUGAAAUACAACCCCCCCCAAAUUCACCACCUCGACCGAGGCCGGAAUCAGUUCAGCAAGCUCUACCCACUCCAGCUACGCGCGAAUCUCAACCUUCCUCCAAGUCUUCGAGCUCUCAAAGGAAGCCGAUCUUCAAAAUCCCUCCUCUACCAUCGCUUCCACCAACGCAAGACCAAGAGAAUGAACCACCACCGACUUUUCGAAGAACAAAACCUACAGCGACAAUUUUGGAAAUUCACGAAGACGAGCCACAAUUAGGCCAAAGGCCGAUAGAACCGGCAUCAAUGCACGUCUCUCCAUCUCGCCAGCGACUGGCUCCCAAAUCCGGUAACACUCCCCACAGACCAGCUCCUGUUCCACCGCCGAAAAUGUCUAUUCUGGAUACCGCCACUUCCAACGCAGGCUCUCGGAAUAAGAAAUCGGUUCAUUAUGUCUUGAACGGGAAAACGUAUAGACGACUAGAUUGCAUUGGACGAGGGGGAUCGUCCCGAGUGUUCAGAAUCAUGGCCGAAAAUUACAAAAUAUUUGCCCUGAAAAGAGUCAAUCUUGAAGACGCCGACGUGGCAGCAAUCGCAGGGUACAAGGGCGAAAUCGAUCUAUUGAAGAAACUUGAAAACGUGGACCGCGUGAUUCGGCUUUAUGACUAUGAAAUCAAUGAAGAGAAAGGGGUUUUGAAUGUCAUGAUGGAACUGGGAGAAUCGGAUUUCAACAAAAUGCUCAAUGAGCAGUUGAAAGCGGACAAUGCAAAGUUGGACAUCACUUUCACCAGGCACUAUUGGAAGGAAAUGCUCGAAUGCGUCCAGGCCGUGCAUGAACAUGACAUUGUACAUUCCGACCUCAAGCCUGCCAAUUUCCUCCUGGUCAAGGGACAACUCAAAUUGAUUGACUUUGGAAUCGCCAAUGCCAUCCAAGACGACACGGUCAACGUCCAUCGAGAGAAUCAAAUCGGUACACCAAACUAUAUGAGUCCCGAAUCUCUGAUCUGCCAUACCCCCGCCGCGGGCUCAGCACCGGGCACGAAACUGCUCAAACUGGGCAAACCCAGCGACGUGUGGAGUCUGGGUUGCAUCCUGUAUCAAAUGACAUAUGGUCAGCCCCCAUUCGCACACAUCACCAAACAGUUCGAGCGCAUAAUGAGCAUUCCGAACCCGAAAAUCGAGAUCCAAUUCCCCACCACUGGCAUUGGUGGUUCAGUGGUUCCUUUUGGCCUGAUCAAAACCCUCAAACGAUGUUUAACGCGAGAGCAAUCUCUUAGACCCACGAUCGAAGAACUCCUCAGUGACGCAGACCCGUUUUUGAAUCCUGUGGCUAUCAGUCCCGAUAUGUUGGGACGAGUCAUUGGAAAUGUCGUCGGGUAUUGUCGGCGGAGGGAAGAAGCGAUGCGCGCGCGUGGUGAGAUCACGGCUGAUGAGGGUGUCAGCUGUUUGCCUAAGGAUGAGGAAAUGGUGGGGUGGCCCUUGGCGUUUUAUGAGAAGUUGAGACAGGCGCAGGAGGAGGGGACGGCUUGGUAA
Messenger RNA from Rhinocladiella mackenziei CBS 650.93, 2544 nucleotides. RefSeq lists its product as uncharacterized. The coding region runs from base 1 to 2544 and encodes 847 amino acids. NCBI's taxonomy places the organism in Eukaryota, Fungi, Ascomycota, Eurotiomycetes, Chaetothyriales, Herpotrichiellaceae. Gene Ontology annotation, molecular function: protein serine/threonine kinase activity; ATP binding; protein serine/threonine/tyrosine kinase activity. Gene Ontology annotation, cellular component: kinetochore; nucleus; spindle. Gene Ontology annotation, biological process: meiotic spindle assembly checkpoint signaling; mitotic spindle assembly checkpoint signaling; protein localization to kinetochore. The transcript has a single exon. The record is from RefSeq and is a predicted model, not a curated record.